CCACUCUCUUUUCCCUGACAUGGGCUGCCUGGUGGCCCUACCUCUCGCCUACCUGGCCCACUUGCUGGCCACCACAAUUGCCUCAGAGCGCCAAAUGCAUCGCAUGCAGUAUGGCCCCUGCAGCUACACCUUCAUCCUCCCUGAGAUGGAGCAUUGCCAUCCCCUAAAAGAUUUCCAGGUCACCAACGCUCUCCAGCGGGACUCACCAUCUGAGGCAGAGCAUGUCUCAAGCCAGUUCAAGCAGGGUAAGGCCCAAAAGGAGAGGCCUUCUUGGCAGGAGAAGAAGCUGGUGCGGCUGGAGAGUGCUAUGGAGAAUAACACCCAGUGGCUGCAGAAGCUGGAGAAUUUCAUCCAGGAGAAUGUGCACUCUGGGAUGGAGGAAAUGAAGAGAACAGUAGUGGACACCCAGACAGCUGCCAUGCUUGAGAUGAGAACCAAUCUUCUAAACCAAUCAGUGGAGCAGACUCGCAAACUGACAGACGUGGAAACCCAGGUGUUAAACCAGACAAGUCACUUUGAGAUCCAGCUGCUUGAGUACUCGCUCUUCACUAACCAGCUGGAGAAACAUAUUCUCCUGCAGACUCAGCAAAUUUCACGCCUCAGUGAGAAAAACAGUUUUCUAGAACAAAGGCUCUUAGCUGUGGAAGUUCGGUACGGGCAGGAGCUGCAAGGCUUGCAGACUGAAAAGCAGAAGCUUCAAGAGCUUCUGGAGAAGCAGAAUCAACUGGUUAAUCAGCUCCAGGGUAAACUGGGCAGCUCAACACUCAACAGCACCUUACUUCAGAGACAUCAGGUCUUGCUCACAGACACUGUUCAACAGCUGCUCGCUAUGGUUAACCACUGCAAUGAAAUCUCCAAUAUGCCCAAGGAGGAGCCAAUUAAUUUCAGGGACUGUGCGGAGAUCCUGCGCUCUGGAGUUACAGAGAGUGGGAUAUACAGCAUACGCCUCCCAAACUCCACCCAGACUGUCAAGGUGUUCUGUGAAAUGCAGACUAGAGGUGGUGGGUGGACUGUGCUGCAGCAUCGGAGAAACGGCUCUGUUGACUUCCAUCGUGGAUGGAGAGAGUACAAAAUAGGCUUUGGAGAGCCAUCUGGGGAACACUGGCUGGGGAAUGAUAUUAUACACAAACUGACCCGCUCCCAGGAAUACAGUCUGCAUAUUCAGCUAAAAGACAAAGAAGGGAAUGAAGUCUUCUCACAUUAUGAUCAUUUCUACAUUGAUGGAGAGGACAAUAACUACAGUCUCCAUGCAGAGGGUUUCACUGGCACAGCUGGACGGACAAGCAGCCUUACCCACACUGGCACCCAGUUCAGCACCAAGGACAGAGAUAAUGACCGCUGCACCUGCAAAUGUGCACAGCUUGCAUCUGGAGGUUGGUGGUUUGAGGCUUGCGGUCCGUCCAACCUGAAUGGUAUAUAUUAUCCUGCCUCAUCCAGUGUGGUUCGCUACAAUGGCAUUAAGUGGUACUAUUGGAAGGGACCAAAUCUGAGGGCUACUAUGACAACCAUGAUGGUGCGCCCUACAUACUUCUGAUGUUAGAUUGCAAAGGGAAUGUCAUGAAUAUAAUGAACAAUAUCCACAAAAUGGAUAUUGACACUUUUGAAUUUUGGAAGAAAAUUCAAAACAAACUGUUGGUGGUUUUAACUUCUGGACACCUUGGAGGCAUGAUAUAACUGUCUGGGAUGUAUUCAGAUUUUCAGUAAAUUUUGAGUGAGGAAUUUCACACAGGUUCCCAAAAUAUAUUUUAGUUAUGACUGUUCAGCUAAGAGAGAAAGGAGAUAUAUGGUGUUAACUUUGCUAUUGAUGGCAAAACACAAAUGAUCUAAUCACAUUCUGCAGUGACAUAGGACCAGUUAUUCAAAACAACUUAAACUGAAUGAAUACAACUGAUUAA
Molecule: messenger RNA, 1895 nt
Organism: Monopterus albus (swamp eel)
Lineage: Eukaryota; Metazoa; Chordata; Actinopteri; Synbranchiformes; Synbranchidae
Gene: angpt2b
Product: angiopoietin 2b
Exons: 9
Coding region: 20-1534 (504 amino acids)
Source: RefSeq, a predicted model, not a curated record